Molecule: messenger RNA, 1850 nt
Organism: Micropterus dolomieu (smallmouth bass)
Lineage: Eukaryota; Metazoa; Chordata; Actinopteri; Centrarchiformes; Centrarchidae
Product: sodium/potassium-transporting ATPase subunit beta-3-like
Exons: 7
Coding region: 104-997 (297 amino acids)
Biological process (GO): potassium ion import across plasma membrane; intracellular potassium ion homeostasis; sodium ion export across plasma membrane
Cellular component (GO): sodium:potassium-exchanging ATPase complex
Molecular function (GO): ATPase activator activity
Source: RefSeq, a predicted model, not a curated record
GCGCAGCCACAGACGGAGCUCCGUUCACGCAUCUGAGGGAUCGGUUAACCCGGCCGUUGGCGCGCGCAGUGCUGAUUAGCCCGGCUCUGUUUAGUCCGGCACCAUGUCGUCCAGCCCGCAGGACCAGAACCAGGAGCCGAAGGAGGAACAGAAAGAGGAGACGAAGGAGGAGAAAAGGGAAGAAAGAAAGAAGGAGGAGCAGAAGGAGUCCUGGAAGGAUCUGAUAUACAACCCCAGGACCGGAGCGUUCCUGGGCCGGACCGCCAGCAGCUGGGGGCUCAUCCUCCUCUUCUACUUCGUCUUCUACGGCUUCCUGGCGGGAAUGUUCACCCUCACCAUGUGGGUGAUGUUACAGACUCUGGACGAAAACGUCCCCCGCCAUCAGGACCGAGUGGCCAAUCCAGGUUUGGUGAUUCGUCCUCACACAGCUGAAAUCUCCUUCAACCGCAGUGACCCGACAAACUACAACCAGUACAUCCAACAACUGCACGACCUCCUGCAGAAUUACAACGACAGCCUCCAGGAGAGGAAUGACUUGUGUCUGGUGGGCGAAUACACGGAACAGGACGGCGAGCUGAUCAAGAAGGUGUGUCAGUUCAAACGCAGUACGCUGCGUCAGUGCUCCGGUCUGCCCGACACCAGCUUCGGAUACGCUGAGGGGAAACCAUGCAUCAUCAUCAAGAUGAACCGGGUGAUCGGACUGAAACCCAGAGGAGACCCCUACAUCAACUGCACGGCCAAGAGAGACGGCCCGUUACAGAUGCAGUACUUCCCAUCAGAAGGUCGUCUGGACAGAAUGUUUUUCCCGUACUACGGCAAGAAAGCUCAUCCGGACUACGUGCAGCCCCUGGUCGCGGUGCAGUUGUUGUUGACAAAAGAAGACUACAACGUGGAGCUGGCGGUGGAGUGUAAAGUUGAGGGUUCAGACCUGCGUAACAACGACGACCGGGACAAGUUUAUGGGUCGGGUCAACUUCCGGGUCAAAGUGUCGGAGUGACGGGACUCACCGGUUUCCAUGGACACCACAAACUGAAUUUCAACUGGAAACACCCCUCCAGUUCUUGACACGUUGUAAUCCAGACCUGAUCUAAUCCUUGACAUCUGAAUCUGGUUUAUCCUGUUCAGACUGUUAUCAGGAAACCAGAUCUGGACCACUGAGAUCUAAAUAUGGUUACACUGCCAGAACCCUUUAAACCUGAUCUGUUUCAGACCUGAUCUGGUUCAGACCCGGUUAACCCUAACCCUGGUCCAGAUGUUUUUCUUUACUACAGAUGUGCUCCUCAGUAGACCAAACAUAAACCAGAGUGACUCCAGUUUAACCCGUUCAGACAGCUGGAGCGGAUCAGGUCUGUUGUGAGCUGUUUUCAGAUGUGUGUAUGAUAGUGUUUUAAUACGAUCCCAGUAGUCCGUUACAGAAACCAGCUCAGUGACCCGGUAAUCAGCUUCAUGCCUUUGUAAUAGAACACCACGCUGAACAUGUGACUCGGCGUGAAUUCGUUCAGGGACGGUCCAGCAGCCGGAUCGCUGUGUUUCAUGUUUCACCUGAAUUCUAGCUUCCUGUUUUAAAGUCGUGUCACUGUGACUCUGUGUUAGGGACAGAUUAUUAAUGAUGAUGGCAACGGCUCCUGCAGGGGGCGCUCUGCGUAGACCUGCAGCAGAGAGCGCCCUCUACAGGACAAACUGUCAGAAAUAAUGCUAAUAUAUAGUUUAUGAAUCUGUUAAGCUCCUCCCACUGUAACCCGACUGUACAACCACGCGCACAGAUUUUUAAACGUGACUUUGAGUGUUGUGUGAUUAUUGAUCCUGACGACUCAGCAGUUUCUAUCCUGAAUAAAAGACUCUAAAACAAA